CCCCGGGCCGGCCCCGCCGCGGGACGCCCCCCGCCCGCCCCGCCAAUGAGGGCCGCGGCCGUCACGGCGCCGCGUCACGCGGGCGGCCGCCAAGAUGGCGAAGGUGUCGGAGAUGUACGACGUAACUUGGGAAGAUAUGCGUGAUAAAAUGAGGAAAUGGAGGGAAGAAAACUACCGAAACAGUGAACAGAUAGUGGAUGUUGGAGAAGAGUUAAUUAAUGAAUAUGCAUCUAAACUUGGAGAUGACAUUUGGAUAAUAUAUGAACAAGUGAUGAUUGCUGCCCUGGACUGCAGUCGAGAUGAUUUGGCAUUGUUUUGUCUUCAGGAACUAAGGCGGCAGUUUCCUGGGAGCCACAGAGUUAAACGAUUGACUGGAAUGCGAUUUGAAGCUAUGGAAAGGUAUGAUGAUGCUAUCCAGUUAUAUGAUAGAAUUUUACAAGAAGAUUCAACUAACACAGCAGCAAGAAAGCGUAAGAUUGCCAUUCGAAAAGCCCAGGGGAAAAAUCUUGAGGCCAUCCGAGAGCUGAAUGAGUAUCUGGAACAAUUUGUUGGAGACCAAGAAGCUUGGCAUGAACUUGCAGAACUUUACAUCAAUGAACAUGACUAUGCAAAGGCAGCUUUCUGCUUAGAGGAGCUUAUGAUGACUAAUCCACACAACCACUUAUAUUGUCAGCAGUAUGCUGAAGUUAAAUACACUCAAGGGGGACUUGAAAACCUUGAGCUAUCAAGAAAAUAUUUUGCACAAGCACUGAAGCUUAACAACAGAAAUAUGAGAGCUUUGUUUGGACUUUACAUGUCCGCCAGCCAUAUUGCUUCUAAUCCAAAAGCAAGUGCAAAAAUGAAAAAAGAUAAUAUGAAAUAUGCCAGCUGGGCAGCUAACCAAAUAAAUAGAGCAUACCAGUUUGCAGGUCGCAGUAAGAAGGAAACUAAAUACUCUUUGAAGGCAGUGGAAGACAUGUUGGAGACCCUGCAAAUCACUCAGUCUUAGGUUGGCACAGAGAUCCAAUAUUACAUUUUCCAUUUCCGUGAUCAACCUGUAAUGACCUAUGAGUUAUGUUACUCUAGUGCUGUUAAAAGGUUAAUUUUGUAUUGAUUAAUGUGCUAUCUAAAAUAAUGUUUUAUGGAAAGUAAAAUGCCUAUUUAUUGCUGCUAAAAGAAAUGUGAUGAAUACUCACUGAAAUGAAUAACUUAUCCACACAGACAACAUAAAGAAAUUAUGUAUGCUGCACGUUAGUCUCUUCAGAUUUUUGUAUCUACAGUAUCUGCUUUUAAGCCAUAAUUUGUAGAAAUAAACUUGUUAAAUGAUUAAAAAGAAAUUACAGUGAUUCAUUUGGACUUGCAAAUAGAAGUUACAAAUUUAUGUGUGUAGAUGAAUAAUGUAUGUUAGGCAUUUUUAUCUUAUUUGCAUAUUUAAUAGUGAAGGCAUGAGAUGUAUACUUGCUGGUAAAUGUUUACCGUACAGCAAGGAGUGUUUAUCAAAUACACUUUAUUAGAGAAA
Falco peregrinus (peregrine falcon) is the source of this 1498-nucleotide messenger RNA. It is a transcript of the gene EMC2, whose product is annotated as ER membrane protein complex subunit 2. NCBI's taxonomy places the organism in Eukaryota, Metazoa, Chordata, Aves, Falconiformes, Falconidae. The record is from RefSeq and is a predicted model, not a curated record. The transcript is spliced from 11 exons. The coding region runs from base 95 to 988 and encodes 297 amino acids. Gene Ontology annotation, cellular component: EMC complex. Gene Ontology annotation, biological process: protein folding in endoplasmic reticulum. Gene Ontology annotation, molecular function: protein binding.